GCGAAACAAGUGAUACAAAUACGCCUGACCUUGAUUAGUACUGUCUGACAUACAUACAGCUGCAGACUUCACCAUGCACCCCUCACCAGAGGCAAACAAAUGUGAACAGGGAUGUGCAGCCGGGUGAUCACUAACGGGCAUAUUCCAGGACGUCGUCCGCCGCCCGCCACUUCGCAGUUUCUGGAAAUGUGUUGUGCAGUCUUCAACCCACCACAGAAACUCUGGCAGAAUGGCUCGCAACUCUACCAUCGAUGAGGUCACAUUUGUGACCAUUCUCUGGGUCUGUCUGACCAUCAGCUUCUUCUUCGUCAUCGUCCGGCUUGCCCUCCAAUACCGCAUUGACCGCAAGUGGCACACAAGUGACUUUAUGAUCCUGGUGGCAUGGCUGUUAUCGCUGGGCAAUGCAAUCGCUUGGUCCUCCAUGUACAAGCAGAUGUACCAAGUGAUUUCUCUCUCCAAAAGCUCGACUACUAUUGAUUUCUCGAAAGUGCCACCUAAUAUCGCGUGGAUGCAAAAGCGGUACCUCAACGGACAGCUCUCUGCCUACCUGCUUUCCUUCACCGGUUUAUGGCUGAUCAAGCUAUCGUUCGUGUUUUUCUUCCGGCAACUGGGAAAUCGAUAUCGUACACAGAAGAUCCUCUGGUGGGUAGUGUUGGUACUCGUCAUUGCCUGCUAUGGGGGAACACUGGGCUGCCUGGACUAUAAGUGUGAGAUGAGUUCCCUAGAGUAUAGUAUCGAGGUUUGUGCAAGUGCUGGUGCGAUGCACUCCCAAAAGGUGAGGCUGAGUGUGGCUACGACUUUGGACAUUGUAUCGGACGCAGCCAUCAUUGUUCUGUCCGGUAACGUGAUGUGGAGGGCUCGAGUGAACCUGACCAGAAAGCUUGCCUUGAUUGGAGUUAGCUUCUUGACAGCCUUUAUCAUCAUUAUCGCGUUAUUACGGCUAUUUCUCAGCGAGUCAGAUAUGAGCAUCAUAGACCCGAUCUGGCUAGGCUUCUGGAAUGCGCUUGAAAUCUGUGUCGGUGAGUUGACCCCAAUAACGCAACGGCUGGUGUGGAAUUAUCUCAUUGUGUCACUAGCCAUUCUGGUUGCUUGCCUGGCCUCUUUCUGGACCUUUUAUACAAAGUCAAAGAGAUCGCCAUCACCAAGCGAUAUCUAUAGACGUGAUUCCCCUCCGGCCAGAAAUUACGCAUCCUUCGAGGCGCCAAUCUUACUGGGUAGUGAUAUGAGUGAAAGAGACAAAAAUCCGCAAUCUGCGGUAUCCAUCCAAAGUCUGAAUUCGAGACAGCCCCCGGAUACAUACCAUGCGACUCAGGUCUGAGAGACAGGAUCGUUAACUAUGUGCAAUUUCCGUUCUGUCGGAGUGUUUGUAUAGGGUUUUGCAUAGUCAGUAGGUGUAGCAGUAGUA
Molecule: messenger RNA, 1405 nt
Organism: Aspergillus pseudonomiae
Lineage: Eukaryota; Fungi; Ascomycota; Eurotiomycetes; Eurotiales; Aspergillaceae
Exons: 4
Coding region: 230-1318 (362 amino acids)
Source: RefSeq, a predicted model, not a curated record